Molecule: messenger RNA, 1103 nt
Organism: Camponotus floridanus (Florida carpenter ant)
Lineage: Eukaryota; Metazoa; Arthropoda; Insecta; Hymenoptera; Formicidae
Product: glyoxylate/hydroxypyruvate reductase A
Exons: 4
Coding region: 28-1068 (346 amino acids)
Molecular function (GO): NAD binding
Source: RefSeq, a predicted model, not a curated record
GCGGAGAAUGUACAAAAUGCAUAAAAAAUGCGUGAGCGAGUCACGCGCCUGACUCACGUAGCUCUAAUCGCAUAUGGCGGAGUGAGAAAGGCGUGUAACAUGACGCAGAUUGUCGUUGUUCUGUCUACGAUUCCUAGGUUAUCUCACCAUCUGCGACUGCGGCUGCCGAAUCUGCGCGUUUCCGACGUUUCGCCAGGACAAGCAGAUAUUUUGUCUAAACUUAAUGCAGCAGAAAUAUUAUUGGCCGAUUGUGAUUUAUUGAUACCUUAUAUAAACAAAUUAACAUCAGUCAAAUGGAUACAAGCAACCUGGGCUGGUCUGGACAAACUUAUUCCACAUAUACAGAAUACUCCAAAAAAUUAUGUACUCACUCGUUUCUCUGGUGAAUUUUUUGGGCUGGCCAUGUCUGAGUACGUGAUAGCGCAAAUUGUCAAUUUUGAACGCGAUCAAAGACAACAGUAUGAGAAUCAAAAGCUUGCUGUAUGGAAACAAGAAGGCAAAAUAAAAGAUCAUAGGUAUAUACGUGAGUUGACCAUAGGAAUUCUAGGGCUAGGAACGAUAGGGAAAAUUAUCGCAGAGAAAUUAAAGUUAUUUGGUGCAACUAUCUGGGGAAUGACAAACAGUACUCCAAAAGAAAAAUUAUCAUAUCUCGAUGAACAUAGGACUGUAGAUAGUUUGCAAGAUAUCUUAGAAAAUUGCGAUUAUAUCAUUAAUAUAUUACCAUCUACUCAAAACACAGAAGGGCUUUUAAAUGGGACUGUUUUGCAGCAUUGCAAAGCCAAAAAUAGCAUUUUUAUUAACAUAGGACGUGGAUCUGUUAUUAAAGAAGCAGAUCUGAUAAAUGCUCUUGAACAGAAGUGGAUUUCGGCUGCUAUUUUAGAUGUGUUUGAGAAAGAACCAUUGCCAAAGGAAAGCAAACUAUGGAAUUUUCCACAAGUGACUAUUUCGCCACAUAAUUCUGGUGUGACAAAUUUGCGUGAUGUUGUAGAGCAAUUUACUGCAAAUUAUACUAGAUAUGUGAAAGGAGAAAGUAUGAUGAAUAUGUUUGAUUUUAAUAAAGGCUAUUAAUUUUGUAUUAUAUCUAUAUAACACAUGUAUCUAAU